Molecule: messenger RNA, 1827 nt
Organism: Pseudozyma flocculosa PF-1
Lineage: Eukaryota; Fungi; Basidiomycota; Ustilaginomycetes; Ustilaginales; Ustilaginaceae
Exons: 5
Coding region: 1-1827 (608 amino acids)
Biological process (GO): transmembrane transport
Molecular function (GO): transmembrane transporter activity
Source: RefSeq, a predicted model, not a curated record
AUGGUCCUCAAAGCCACCUCGAUCCACACCAACUUCCUCUCGAGCGGGGAGAGGUACGUCACCGCCGAUGCCGACGCCGACGCUUCGGCCUCGGCCCCGGCUACGGCGCCUCAGUCGGCCGCCACGUCGCACGACGGCCACGCCUCGACGCCCUCGCGCAAGAACAGCCUGUGGAGCCGCAAGAGCAAGGAGGCCCCGUCUGCCUCGCGCAAGGACGUCAGCCUGCCCGACGGCGUCAGCGACGACAACAUCAUCCUCGUCGUCUGGGACGGGCCCGACGACCCCGAGAACCCGAUGAACUGGAGCCUGACGCGCAAGUGGAUCACGACGUCGCUCCUGUGCGCCAUGUGCCUCUUCAUCGGCCUCUCGACCGCCGGCUACUCGGUCGGCAUCGGCCCCAUGACGCAGGAGUUUGGCGUCUCCAACGAGGUCGGACAGGUCGGCAUGCUCCUCUUCAACGGCGCCUUUUCCAUCGUGCCCCUCUUCCUCGGCCCCCUCUCCGAGUUUGUCGGCAGGAACCCCAUCUACCUCGGCUGCUACGUCCUCUUCACCCUCUUCUUUAUCCCCCAGGCGCUCGGCAAGAACAUCGAGACGCUCCUCGUCUCGCGCUUUAUCUCGGGCGCGUUUGGCGCCGCCGGCACCACCAUCAUCCCAGGCACGCUCGCCGACAUCUGGAAAACAAAGGACCGCGGCGUCCCCGUCGCCCUCUUCAGCCUCGUCGCCGUCGCCGGCACCGUCGGCGCUCCCCUCUACUGCGGCUACAUCCUACAGGAGAAGAACUGGCGCUGGAUACAGUGGUGCCAAUUGAUUAUAAACGCCGCCGUCGUUCUCCUUGAGCUCCUCCUCCUGCGCGAGACUCGCGGCUCGGUCAUCCUCCAGAGGCGCGCCAAGAAGCUCAGGAAGGAGACGGGCGACCAGCGCUACCGCGCGCCCUCGGAGCUCGAGGCGCCCUCCCUCAAGGCCCUCCUGCACGUCUCGACCACCCGUGCCGCCAUGCUCAUCGUCAAGGAGCCCGUCGUCCUCUUCUUUUCCAUCUACAUCGCCUACGCCUGGGCGCUCAUCUUUGCCUUCUUCGCGGCCAUCCCCAUCGUCUUCCAGGAGCGCCAUGGCUGGAGCGUCGGCAACGGCGGUCUGGCCUACAUCGGCCCCGUCAUCGCGUGCUUCCUCGCCUUUGGCCUCUCGUUCCACAGCAAGUACCUCUACGACCGCGCGCGCACCCGCAACAACGGCAUCGCCGUCCCCGAGGCCCGCCUCUACUACGCCUGCGUCGGCGGCAUCCUCUCCACCAUCGGCAUGUUCAUCUUCGCCUUCACCUCGCCCACCAAGAACGGAGACCGCUUCGUCCACUGGAUCGCACCCGAGAUCGCUCUCGUGCCCCUCGUCAUGGGCAUCUACUUUAUCUUUGAGGCCAUCCAGCAGUACCUCGCCGAUGCCUACGGGGCUGAAUGGGGAGCGUCUGCCAUCUCGGCUCAGGGCCUGAUACGCAACAGUAUGGCGGCUUCGUUUCCUUUGUUCUCUACUCAGAUGUUCCGCAACCUCGACGUAUGGGGUGCGGGAACGUUGCUCGGCUGUCUGCUCGCGCUCGCGGUCCCCCUCCCCUUUAUCCUCAUCAAGUUCGGCGCCAGGAUCCGCGCCAACUCCAAGUACGCGGCGUUCGAGGAUGAAAGUGGCGAGCAGAGCGGUCCGGUCCUUGGCGCGCGGCGCGACGUCGAGGCCAAGGCGGCCGCCGCGGGCUUCGAGAGCAACCCGACCUCGGGCACGGCAACACGCGCGCCUUCGCCGACCGCGGCAGCCGAGGAGGAGAAGGCCAAGGAGAACUCGGCUUAG